This is a messenger RNA of Brassica oleracea var. oleracea, 1020 nucleotides long. RefSeq names its product tetraspanin-2. The transcript is spliced from 3 exons. The coding region runs from base 85 to 879 and encodes 264 amino acids. The record is from RefSeq and is a predicted model, not a curated record. Lineage: Eukaryota; Viridiplantae; Streptophyta; Magnoliopsida; Brassicales; Brassicaceae. Gene Ontology annotation, biological process: auxin-activated signaling pathway. Gene Ontology annotation, cellular component: plasma membrane; plasmodesma.
ACCGACCUUAUAUAAGAAGUAAGCAAAAACAGAGACAGUCCUCUCACUUUCGUUACUUCUUCAGUUUUUCAAAAGAGAGAGCUAAUGGCGUUAGCGAAUAACUUAACGGCAAUACUGAACUUACUAGCGUUACUAUGUUCGAUACCGAUAACGGCGUCAGGGAUAUGGCUUGCCUCAAAGCCUGACAACGAGUGUGUCAAUCUCCUCCGUUGGCCUGUCGUCGUCCUCGGCGUUCUCGUCCUCGUCGUCUCUGCUUGCGGCUUCAUCGGCGCCUACCAGCACAAGGAGACUCUGCUGGCUGUGUACUUGUGCUGUAUGGCGAUACUGAUCGGACUCUUGCUGGUGGUUCUGAUAUUUGCUUUCGUGGUGACCCGACCCGACGGGUCGUAUCAAGUUCCGGGUCGAGGUUACAAAGAGUACAGGCUCGAAGGGUUCUCAAAUUGGCUGAGAGAGAACGUUGUGGAUUCCAAGAACUGGGGGAAGAUAAGGGCUUGUUUGGUUGAUACAAACGUUUGUCCUAAGCUCAGCCAACAGUUCAUCACAGCUGAUCAGUUCUUCUCUUCUUCUUCCAUCACUCCUCUCCAGUCCGGUUGUUGCAAACCACCAACCGCGUGUGGCUACAACUUCGUCAACCCGACACUGUGGUUAAACCCAACCAACAUGGCUGCAGAUGCAGACUGUUACCUAUGGAGCAACGAUCAAAGCCAGCUUUGUUACAGUUGCAACUCCUGCAAAGCUGGUCUUUUGGGAAACCUAAGACAAGAUUGGCGUAAAGCAAAUCUCAUACUUAUCAUCACUGUCGUUGUUCUCAUUUGGGUCUAUGUUAUUGCAUGUAGUGCAUUUAGGAAUGCUCAGACUGAGGAUCUCUCCCGCAAAUAAAAACAUGGUUGGGUCUAAAGUGUGCAUGUGUAUACAUUUUUUGGAAGUAUUCAAAAAUAGCUUGUAAUAUUAUUACUUUGUGUUCAAAAAAGCAUGCUUUUUAUGUUUAUGUUAGAUUGUUUGUGAAGAAAUAAAAGAUAA